CAGACAUUAUUCGACACAAAGGCAGACACAAACAAACAACCCCACAGAGGUGUCUUUUUGGGAGUAUGUAUGUAGGUAUACAUGCCUACUAUCUAUUAGUCAUAUACGUUCUCUUUGUCACCCUUUUGAAUUCUAAAGCUAUGUUCUUUCUUUUGCUUUUGUUGAAAGAACUUUGAAGGGUUUGUGCCUUUUUGUGGGUUGGUCACUGUAGACAGAGAGAGGGAGAGAGAGAGAUGGAGGGUGGGAAGAGAGGGGAGGAAGCAGGACCAUCGUCAGGAGGGUCUUCAUCAGCUUGUGUUGGUGAUCAAAGACAAGAGAAGCAAAAGGAAAUGGGUGAGAAGCCAAGUGAAGUUCAUGGGGUUGUGCAAGAAGAAGAAGAGGAGGGAGAAGAUCAAUAUGAUGAUGGGGUUGUUGCUGGUUAUGUUCCAGGCCCUUUGGUUUCUCUCAAGGAGCAGAUUGAGAAAGACAAGGAUGAUGACAGCUUAAGAAGGUGGAAAGAGAAGCUGCUUGGUUGCUUGGAAAGUGAUUUAAAUGCCCAAAUGGAACCUGAAGUCAAAUUCCACUCCAUUGGGAUCAUCUCUGAUGACUUUGGGGAGAUUACUACUCCCUUGCCAAUUGAUGACAAUCAGAGUGGUCAUGUCCUGUUCACUCUCAGGGAGGGAUCGCACUAUCGGCUUAAGUUGACAUUCAGUGUUCUGCACAACAUAGUUUCGGGCCUGACCUACACCAACACAGUGUGGAAAGGACGACUUCAAGUUGAUCAAAGCAAAGGAAUGUUGGGCACCUUUGCUCCUCACCAGGAACCAUAUGUGCACGCCCUGGAUGAGGAGACGACUCCAUCUGGUGUGCUUGCAAGGGGUACCUACUCGGCAAAGCUUAAGUUUGAAGAUGAUGACAAGAGAUGUUAUUUGGAACUAAACUAUUCCUUCGAGAUCAAGAGAGCAGCUAGAUGAGUUUUGCCAGAACAGUGUUUUCUUCUUGUCUUCUGUUUUGUAUCUUUUUUCAUAUUCUUUCUUUUCUUUUCCCUCUUAUGAACUGCAUACAGGUUUGUGAUUAUUGACUAAAUACUGCGUUGUAUAUGUGGUACAAAUUAGUGUUUAAUUCAAUCACUAUUUCGUGA
This is a messenger RNA of Alnus glutinosa, 1120 nucleotides long. Its product is annotated as rho GDP-dissociation inhibitor 1-like. Gene Ontology annotation, cellular component: membrane; cytosol; cytoplasm. The transcript is spliced from 5 exons. Gene Ontology annotation, biological process: Rho protein signal transduction. Bases 234 to 953 code for a protein of 239 amino acids. Gene Ontology annotation, molecular function: Rho GDP-dissociation inhibitor activity; protein binding. Lineage: Eukaryota; Viridiplantae; Streptophyta; Magnoliopsida; Fagales; Betulaceae. The record is from RefSeq and is a predicted model, not a curated record.